GAAGUUUUGGUGGUGGGAAAAAAAAUCGAAAAGGAAGUAGUUUACCGCAGGAGCCGAUCGCUUGGGUGUCAGUUAUACCAUUAAGAAAAUACGAGCGCGCUGCGUUCAUUUAACUGCGGAGAAGAACACGCGCCAGAGUGGUCAGCCAGCCUCAGAACAAUGUCCGGCACGCAAUUUAACAAAGGACCGACCUACGGCUUGUCUGCCGAAGUCAGAAGCAAAAUCGCUCAGAAGUACGACGCGCGGCGGGAGGAGGAGCUUCGGCUGUGGAUCGAGGAGGUGACGGGCAGCGCCGUCGGCGAGGACUUCCAGAAGGGGCUGAAGAACGGGACCAUCCUCUGCGAGCUCAUCAACAAGCUGCAGCCGGGAUCGGUGAGGAAGAUCAGCCGUUCCUCCCAAAACUGGCACCAGCUGGAGAACCUGUCCAACUUCAUCAAAGCCAUCACAGCCUACGGGCUCAAGCCCCACGACAUCUUCGAGGCCAACGACCUGUUCGAGAGCGGGAACAUGACACAAGUGCAGACCACCCUUCUGGCUCUCGCCGGCAUGGCAAAGACCAAGGGCCUGCAGUCCUGUGUGGACAUCGGGGUGAAGUACGCCGACCGGCAGGAGCGAUCAUUCAACGAGGAGAAGAUGAAGGCUGGACAGUGUGUCAUUGGGCUGCAGAUGGGCACUAAUAAGUGUGCCAGCCAGGCUGGUAUGAAUGCUUAUGGCACCAGGAGGCACCUGUAUGACCCCAAAGCCCACAUCCUCCCCCCCAUGGACAACUCCACCAUCAGCCUGCAGAUGGGCACCAACAAGGGUGCCAGCCAGGCUGGCAUGACUGCCCCGGGGACCCGCCGUGCCAUCUACGACCAGAAGCUGGGCACCGACAAGUGCGACAACAGCACCAUGUCCCUGCAGAUGGGCUACGCGCAGGGAGCCAAUCAGAGCGGCCAGAACUUCGGCCUGGGUCGCCAGAUCUACAACUCCAAGUACUGCCCCAGGAGCGAGGAGGAGCAGGAGCUCAACGGGGCGGAGUCAGGCGGCCUCGUCCUGGAACAGUACCGGGACGACGGUUACCAGGGUUACCAGGAUGACGAACAGCAGGCGUACCCGGGGAACGGGCACCAGGAGCAUCCGUAUGAAGAGAACCCUGAGCACUGCCACGAGCAGGACCCAGAGUACCACGGGGAUGAGAACCUGGGGUACCACGACAACCAGAACCAGGAUUAUGAGGAGGUGGAACCGCAAGAGGACCGGGAACAAGAACCGGAACCGGAACCGGAACCCGAACAAGAACAGGAACAGGGGCUGGAACAGGGGCUGGAACAGGGGCUGGAACAGGAAGUGGAAGAGGGGCUGGAACGGGAACAGGAGCCGGACCAGGAACCUGAUGGAAACACCGAAGAGGACAAAGAUGACUAGAGUCAGCCCGCCUCUCGCUUCAAAUAAGAUUUCUUCCUUCUGGUUUUAUUUUGUAUAAUUGAUGGAGUGCCCCCGAAAGAAUGAUGACCAAAAAAAAAAAAAGAACCAAACAGGAAAUCUUUCUCCCAUACCCUCUGCCUUGUUUUAUUUGAUUAUUUUUU
This is a messenger RNA of Anguilla rostrata (American eel), 1568 nucleotides long. RefSeq names its product calponin-2-like. Gene Ontology annotation, biological process: actomyosin structure organization; actin filament organization. The record is from RefSeq and is a predicted model, not a curated record. Bases 160 to 1407 code for a protein of 415 amino acids. NCBI's taxonomy places the organism in Eukaryota, Metazoa, Chordata, Actinopteri, Anguilliformes, Anguillidae. Gene Ontology annotation, molecular function: actin filament binding. The transcript is spliced from 7 exons. Gene Ontology annotation, cellular component: actin cytoskeleton.